Messenger RNA from Bolinopsis microptera, 1641 nucleotides. Its product is annotated as pre-mRNA-splicing factor RBM22-like. The record is from RefSeq and is a predicted model, not a curated record. The coding region runs from base 18 to 1226 and encodes 402 amino acids. NCBI's taxonomy places the organism in Eukaryota, Metazoa, Ctenophora, Tentaculata, Lobata, Bolinopsidae. The transcript is spliced from 5 exons. Gene Ontology annotation, molecular function: U6 snRNA binding; pre-mRNA binding; metal ion binding. Gene Ontology annotation, cellular component: U2-type catalytic step 1 spliceosome; Prp19 complex; U2-type catalytic step 2 spliceosome.
AACUAUAUAGAGUAACCAUGGCAACCUCACUUGGAGCGAACACUUACAACCGUAUGAACUGGGAGACAAGUGAUUUCCCAAUUCUGUGCCAGACGUGUCUAGGUGAUAAUCCGUACAUGAGGAUGAUACGUGAGACGUACGGGAAGGAGUGCACUAUCUGUAACCGUCCCUUCACUGUCUUUAGAUGGUGCCCCGGUGCUAAGAUGAGGUACAAGAAGACAGAGGUGUGCCAAACCUGCGCAAAGACAAAGAACGUCUGUCAGACUUGUUUACUAGACUUAGAAUAUGGGCUUCCUGUGCAGGUGAGGGACGCUGCCCUCAAGAUGCAAGACAAUAUACCAAAAUCCGAUGUGAACAGGGAAUAUUACCAACAGAACAACGAAUCUGCCUUAGCAAAAGCUGGUGGAUCAGGAGGAGCAGGAGGUAAGGCCCCUAACGAAUUGCUCAUGAAAUUAGCACGAACUACCCCUUACUACAAACGAAAUCGUGCCCAUAUCUGCUCCUUCUGGGUGAAAGGGGAGUGUAAGCGGGGAGAGGAGUGCCCGUACCGACACGAGAUGCCUACUGACCCUAACGACCCGCUUGCUAAUCAGAACAUAAAGGAUCGUUAUUACGGUGUUGAUGACCCAGUGGCGGACAAGUUGUUGAAGAGAGCGGCUGAUAUGCCCAAACUAACCCCACCUGCUGAUAAGACCAUUACUACAGUCUACGUGGGGGGACUGGACGCUAACAUUAAGGAACAGGACUUGAGGGAUAUCUUUUAUCAGUAUGGUGAGAUCCGUAACAUAAACAUGGUCACUAAAAGUGGGUGUGCAUUUGUUAACUUCUCUCAGAGAGAGUCUGCAGAGAAAGCAGUCCAGGGAGCCUUUAACAAGCUCAUAAUUAAAGGAAGGAGGUUAAAGAUCCUGUGGGGGAGAGGUCAGGGAGCCCCGGCUAUAAAAGCACAGGAGGAACCCCGCCCACUGCCCCCUGUCCCUGGUUUACCUCCUGCUCUUCCUCAACCUCCUGCCGAACUGCUAGCUCACGACUUCUUUGGGCUUCGUGCUGACAACGUGCCUCAGCCGCCCGUUCUGCGCGCGCUGGCUGGCAGCGUCCUACCCCCCCUUCCUGGCCCUGCCGGAAUGAGGAUGCCACUGAUGGCCCCUCCGGGAACUCAUGUCAUACAUUACCCCUCCCAGGAUCCUCAGAGAUUGGGAACCAGCAAGAGCAGGGGAAACGACAAUUAGUCUUAUCUGCUUUCAUUUAAGUUAGUGGUGUAACAUUUCAUAUAGCCCCCCCCCCCCCCCCCCCCCCCCCCCUUGCUACCAUAGUGCCCCCCGGCCCCCCUGGCUACCAUAGGCCCCCCCCCCCCCCUUAUAAAGUAGAAAUUAGGUGACAUCAUGUCUAAAAAUACACUUUUUAGACCAAAACGCGCAAUUUCAAUCAAUAAGCAGCGCCCUUUAUUAUCCACUGAUUUAAAUUAUAAUUUAAAAACAACUUUAACAAUAUGACUAGUAAAUCUGCAAUGUGAUUUAAAAUUGUAAUUAGUGUGUUAACAAUUCUGGAGUCAGCAUUUUAUUUUAUUUCUUGAAAUAUAGCUCUGCGGAGGUUGUUAAACAUGUAUUAUGUAUUAUUUAUCCUUCUAGCACUCAUUUUCCAUUA